Molecule: messenger RNA, 5021 nt
Organism: Cinclus cinclus
Lineage: Eukaryota; Metazoa; Chordata; Aves; Passeriformes; Cinclidae
Product: glutathione peroxidase 3-like
Exons: 4
Biological process (GO): response to oxidative stress
Molecular function (GO): glutathione peroxidase activity
Source: RefSeq, a predicted model, not a curated record
AGCAGUGAGGGCUGGGCAAGCUGCAGGCUGGCAGCCUGGAGAAGCCUGGUGCUCAGAGAACUGGGGCCUCUCACCUGGCAGAGCUUGUUUUGCUUUUGCUUCCCAUUUCAUACUUAGGUUCAGAGGUGGCCCUGGGAGUGAUGCCAGGCCAGGUGGCCAGAGGGAAGCUGCACUGCUGCUAGCCAGGGUAAUGCUGCUUGCUGCUGCCCAAGCUCCCUGCCACUGUCCUGCCACACAGCUGACACCAUCCCUGUCUCUCUGCAUGAAAAUACUCCUCGGUCAGCUCUCAGAUAAGCCCAGCAGGCAGCCUGAGAUGGUCCCCACCGCUGCUUUCACAUUUCCUUUGCUCAGCUGGGGCCCUGCAGCCUGGCACAAGGUCUCUGCAGCCCCUGCAUGUGGCUCAGGGGACAGUCGGGGAGGCUGGUGGCAGCGGCAGCAUGGCAGCCAGGAAGCUGGAGGCGCUCGGCCUCCCGCCCCGGACUUUUGCCAAACAUCUGCAGCAGGCGGGAGCUGGCUCCCAUCCGGCUCUGGUGGAAAAAACAACUGAGCAGGAAGGUUCAUGCGAGGGUCAGCCUGCCCUGCAUGGGUACUUUUUAGGGUGGGGGACUCCAGUCCUGCAGGGUGGAGCAGCACAAUCUUGGUGGAACCCCUGGGCCCCUUGGCUGUCCCAUGCAGCCUCCAGCAUGGCACAGCAUGUUGGGGACACUGGGUGACAUGCCUGGGGUGCCAUAGAAGCUCAGUGGCAGAGAGGGAGUCCCAUCAGCUGGGUCUCAUUAACUCCUUCCCCAUUCCCAAACUCCACCAAGGCUGAUUUGGCACUGGGAUCUAAGGAGAUGGGACUUGGAUAAACAGGUCCCUUAUUUUUGUUUUGGUUUUAUGAAAACUGAGUUCAGGAGUGACUCAGAUUUCACUGCUCUUGGCAGGCAUCAGGGACACGUGGAAGGGACAUAGCCACACUAUGCCACACACCACUAUAGAUAGAUGUGGAUGACUGUUCCUGUGCUAGGAAAUAGUGGGGCAGGGAGGACAGUCCUGAGCAGCUCCCCAGGUCUGUCCCAGCUGUGUUGCAGGAGGUGGCUCAAGCCCUGGUCAGGGUCAGAAGUGUGAGCUGUGCUGGGAACACAGCACUGGGUACACAGUGGUCCUUGUUGGCUGCAGGAUGCAGAGAUGUGCAGGCAGCAUGCACACCAGGAGCUGCAGCCCCAUGGCUUCAAAUCCCUCUAGAGCCUAGGAGUGGUGGGAAGGGUAAAACCCCAGAUAUUGGCUCUGAUAGGUUUUGGCAAGGAGCCACAGCCAUAUAUGUGAGAGUCAAUCGGAGCUCUCCUGUGACUGGCCUGGCUCGUGGCAUGUUGUGAUUGGCCCUGUGCAGUCCCCAGGCAGUGGGUGAGCAUCCUGAGGGUUUGCCUGGACCCGGAGGAGAACCCCACACUGUUUGGGGUGCAGGCAGGGCAGGGCUAAGACAUUAACCUAGUAGCAAUGCAGGUUGAAAGCUUUGGGAUAUGCUGCCAGUGACAGAGAGACCCUGCUCCUUGGCUUCUCUGUGUGCUUGGGAGAUGUACCCAACCCCCAGCCCUCCCACGCUAGCUGAGGCUGCACUUGGAGCUUCGCAACAUCAGCCUUUCCCAGAACAUGGUGUUCCUUCUGGUGCAGAACACAGAUUGGGAGUUGGUCCCAGCUUCCUCUUAACCCAUGGCCACACUCCCCUUCCUUGGUGGCAUCUCCAGCAGCUGGCUUAGUGACAGCAUCGUGGCAGGGCUGACCCUGCUUUCUAGUAAAGCCAAACCUCAUGCUGGCACUCAUGGUCCCCCCAGGGCUCACCCACUGCCACCCCAUCCUCUCCUCCACACCAGGCCAGCCUCCCCCCAAAACCACAAUUCCCCCAGCUCCCCUCCAGACUAUUAAUACUCCCACUGAAUAAUUCUGUUGAGGGAUUUCAGGGAAUUUACACCUCACCACUGAUAUUUUCCUUGGAGACAGCCCAGGGUAAAUGUUCACAUUCCUUGGUUAAGCAAACAGGACCUUGGAAACUCCUGUCCCUGGGGACACCAAGGGCUAAGGGACAGCAGUGUCCUGCCAUUGACCCCAGCAGGGUCCCCAUGGAGCCAACAGCAUAGGAGCUGCAGAACAGCCCCUGGCAGGAAGGAUUCUCCUCCACUGCUGCCUCUAGCAGCACCUUUAUUUACCGGGCCCAAAGGAGAGGAGUGGGAUUAACCUUGCCCAGCCCAGCCUGAGCAGCCACUGGGGGGGCACGCACCGAACCCCAGCCCAGCCUCCCCGAGGCUGCUGAUGGGGGGUUUGGACCCUGCUCCUCGGGUGCAAACACCCCACUUGGGGGGCACAUGUCACCGUGACUGGGUGGCCUGCACAGGAUGGGGCACCUCUCCCCUGCAACACCUCUGCCCCUCGUCCCCUCUGCCUCCCUGGCCCCUCUCCAUCCGCCGUCACCUCUUUCCCUCUUGCCCCCCGGUAUCUCUCCCUCCACCUUGCGGGUUUAAUCCCGGCUCGGGUAUCACGUUGCAUAAACCCUGGGCACAUGCUGCUGCCCCGUGUCCCCGUGGGUGCCCCGGGUCACUGCCACACCGUGGUGCCACCCCCGGGCGGUGUCCGUCCGUGUGUCCGUCCCAGAGCCCACACGGUUAACACGGCUCCGGCCCGGCCCCCCCCACCCCGGCCAUUGGCUCCCCCCUCGCAGCCCCGCAGCUAUUUCUUGGCCGCCAGGCUCGGAGGUGACAGCAGGCGACAAGGGCCGCUAGUCCCCGCCGCUCUCCCCGGGCUGUCGCGGAGUGCCGGCACCCCCUACCCCGCGCCUAGCCAUGGGGGGCUGCUCCCGGAGCAACUGGAUUUUGCCUCUUUUCUUGGCUGGACUCGUCCAGCUGGGGCGAAGUGAGGAGAGGGAGAAGGUAAGAGGAGGGGGACACCCCCAAGGGGCGUUCAGGGGGGUUUAGGGAGUGUGUGACACCCGGGGGAUGUGCCUGUUCCCAAGGCUCUCUGCAGGAUUCUCCGGGUCAGGGGUGGGCUACCGUAGCCACGUGAAUCCCCCUCCUUCCCCCUACAAUUCCGGCACCUGGAUCACGAGGAGAUUUUACGUAAGUUCUCGCCAAGGUCCAAGAAUCGCUGUCCUGGGGUCGGGGACAGAGUGGGACAGAGCCAUGUAUCCCCCAAGUGACCUCCUCAGUGGUAGAGCGCAGAGACGUUUUCCGUGCAAUGUCCGGGAGGGUUCCCACAUGUUGGGAAGCUGUGGAACCCGUGUCCCCACAGCCAAGCGGCCAGGGGCACUGUCACUCUCCCCAGCCACCCUCCCCACCUUGCCACCGGGACCCAAGAGUAUCGCGGAGCCUUCACUCCUCUAGUGCAGCCCCUGUGACUUCACCUCUUGCCAGCUCCCAAAAUAGCCCCUCGCUGGCACUUGGCUAAGCUUAGGAAUCCUGGUGGGGACAGGAGAUGGGCUCCUCUGGGUUUAACCCCUGCGGCCGCGGAUGGAGAGGCUGCUCCAGCCCGACCCCCGUCCCACAUGGAACACCCAGCACUGCCCCUGUUCCCCAGGGCUUCCAGGGGUGGUAUGUCCUGCUCACGUGAACUCAGUGUCGGGAUUCUGGUGCUGCCCUCCCCCUGUGCUCCGGCUGUUUCGCAGCCACUCGCCUUCCUGCUGCUCCCUGUUCGGUGAACGUUCCCCCAGCUGCAGCCAGACCCUUGUGCAUCCGCACGCCCCAGUCAAUCUGUCCCACCACCGCGACCUUGGCUUGCCGGGGCGUGGCUGCUGCCAGCGACAUUCAGGGCAGGGGACACAAUGCUGGCAGCUGUCCCCGCAGCCAGCUGCAGGGGACAUUGCUCUGCUCAUAGCGCUGUGAGCCGUGGGGAUGGGGAGCGGGGUGGCCGGCGGGCCCCAGCCGGCUCCCACGAGAUUCUCCUCGCCCCACAGGUGGACUGCUACCACUCGGUGAAGGGCACCAUCUACAGCUACGGGGCCUUGACUCUCGAUGGGGACGAGUACAUCCCCUUUGAGACAUACAGAGGGAAGACAGUGCUCUUUGUCAACGUAGCCACAUACUGAGGACUGACCCUGCAGUAUGUUGAACUGAAUGCACUACAAGAUGAGCUGAGAAACCAGGGGGUUGUGGUCCUUGGCUUCCCUUCCAACCAGUUCGGGAAGCAGGAACCCGGCCAGAACUCAGAGAUCCUCCCUGCACUGAAGUACGUCCGGCCAGGAAAUGGCUUUGUUCCGAACUUCCAGCUGUUCCAGAAAGGGGAUGUGAAUGGGGCCAAGGAGCAGAAGAUCUUCACCUUUCUGAAGAACGCCUGCCCGCCAGUGGCGGAGGAGUUUGGGAACCCAAACAAGCUCUUCUGGGAGCCUCUGAGGAACCAUGACAUUAAGUGGAACUUCGAGAAGUUCCUAGUGAGCCCUGAGGGCGUGCCCGUCAUGCGCUGGUACCAUCGCACCAACAUUGCCGUUGUGAAGAAUGACAUCCUGAACUACCUGAGGCUACGGCAGCAGAACCAUGAGGAACAGCAGGACCAGUAGAGCCUCAAGCUGGUGGCAUGAGGGCCAGCGUCCCUCCAGCUGCUUCCAUCCCAUUCCCUCCCCAGAUAUCCCACAGCAGCAGGAAUCAUGCACUGUCCCCUCCAUUGCUCCUGUCUCUCUCACUCCCCAGUCAGGAUGCUGGGCUGGGCAACCUCGUGGCAGAGACCUCAGCAAUUGCAGUGGGAUACUUCCAAUAUCCCCCUGUCCCACCUCCACCCCUGGUGGUGACAUCUCUUGGCCUCCAGCUCAACCCCCUCCACUCCACCAUCCUGGGCAGUGGGAGGAUGAAGGGGCCAGCAGUUCCUGGAGCAGGAGACCACUUCUCCAUGAAGGCUCAGCCCGAAAGCCCCCGCCUGGGGCGGGCCUGGCCUGACCGUGCCGAGCACGGAGCAGCUCUUCAGUGCAUUCAGGCUGCCCGUGGUCCUGGCACACAGACGUGCUGCUCUCCCGCUCAGGGCUGGCCAGCCCCUCACCACCCACCACAGAACUACCAAAUAAAUGC